AUGUCACAACAAUACCCGCGCGCUCCCUACCCUCACGCCUCGCCCCGCCCUUCUCCCGCCAACCGCAACCCUAGACGCUGGAACGCCCGCGCCCCAACAAUAGACCUCACCGCUUCGCCGCCGAGCCACUCCGACGAGCAGCCAGCCGCGAAGCGCCGGCGUGUCAUCGAGAGCGUGGACUUGACAGAGCUGGAGGCGGAUGAGGACGUGCUUCGUCGUCAGCAGAGGGAGGACCUGCUGAAGACUCAAGAGGCAGCGAGGGAGAGCGAGAAGAGGAAGGUGGCGGGAUUCACGUGUGUCAUCUGUAUGGAGGACGAGCCCACAGAUUUGGCGGUGACGCCUUGUGGCCAUAUGUUCUGCCACAAAUGCCUCCACGGCGCCAUCAAGGCCUCGGCUAUGCCGCCGGUUAAGUCAGCUGGGAGGUGCCCAGUAUGCAGAGGCAAAGUCAGCCUCAAGGACGUGAUACCGAUGGAAUUCAAGUUUCUGUCGAAAAGAGAAGGAAAGCAAAAAGCUGCUGUAUAG
Molecule: messenger RNA, 522 nt
Organism: Morchella sextelata
Lineage: Eukaryota; Fungi; Ascomycota; Pezizomycetes; Pezizales; Morchellaceae
Exons: 2
Coding region: 1-522 (173 amino acids)
Source: RefSeq, a predicted model, not a curated record